Chenopodium quinoa (quinoa) is the source of this 792-nucleotide messenger RNA. Its product is annotated as glycine-rich cell wall structural protein 2-like. The transcript has a single exon. Lineage: Eukaryota; Viridiplantae; Streptophyta; Magnoliopsida; Caryophyllales; Amaranthaceae. The record is from RefSeq and is a predicted model, not a curated record. The coding region runs from base 45 to 494 and encodes 149 amino acids.
AAAUAUCCCUUUCAUUCUUCUCUAUAUUUGAAACAAAUCAAAAUAUGGCUCGUCUAAAAUCUAAUGCUUUACUAAUUGUACUACUUGUUGCAACUUCUAUUGUAUUGAGUGAGAGUAGGAUUGCAAGGAAGGACUUGGGUUUAGACCUUGGUGGUGUAGGGCUAGGGUUAGGCCUAGGGUUGGGUGUUGGUGGAGGAUCUGGCUCUGGAGCCGGUGCUGGUGUUGGAUCCGGUGGUUCAAGUUCUAGCUCGAGCUCUGCUUCAUCUAGCUCAAGCUCAGAUUCAGGUGGAGGAGGUGCAGGCUCUGAAGCAGGCUCCUAUGCCGGGUCUAGUGCUGGGUCAGGCUCAAGAUCACGAGGUGGUGGUCGUGGUGGAGGAGGCGGUGGUGGAGGUGGUGGAGGAGGAGGUGGCGGUGGUGGUUCGGGUCAAGGAAGUGGGUAUGGACAUGGUGAAGGUGGUGGACAUGGUGGAGGGUAUGGUGGUGGUGGGGACUAAAUAUGAAGUCUAAGCUAAAUUUAAGUUGACAUUCUUGUGUUAAUUGAAAAUGAGCUUUUAAGAGAGCUUGUUUAUUAUUGUUUAAUGACUAGCAAUGCAAGUUACCAUGCAUGGCAACAUCUAUGUACUUUAAAGAGUACACAAAUAGAAUAAAGUAUAUUUAAGGUUUCCCAUUGUAGAAAGUCGAUUUGCUUUGCUAGCUAUAUAUAGUUUGCGUUUUUAUUUACGCAGUGUGUUAUUCAUUGAAUUGUAAUGACGUCAAAAAAAGUUUAUAAUGAAAAUUUCAUUUUGCAUCCUA